AGGAAAAAGAAAAACAGUUCGAAUUGGUUUGAGCCACCCCCCUGGGCAAAGAUCUCAGUUUGAAGGCUCGAACUAAAGCAAAGAUCGCAAGAUCCAAAUGGGAUCAUCACAGUUUCAGAGAGCACUUGCCGACAUGAAGAGGUUCUUUAUCGGCAGUACGGCUUUGCUCUUGCUCCUGCCAUUGAUACUAUCGCUGCUAUCUCCAUCUGAUGGAUUCAUUGUCGUCUCAAAAUCGUUCAAUACUCCAGAGCUCCAUGCAGGUGCGGCUCGGUUGUUGAAACCGGAAUCCAACACGAGGUUGAGGUUGGUAUCAGCAAGCCAGCAAGAGGCAGAGGCCCUAGAACUAGAGUUAAAGGAUGCGGAAAUGGUGUUGAGACAAGCCAUGCUGAAAUCGAAUGUCAAGGUUUUGGAUAGUCUCCUGGAUGACAACCUUUGGUUUACCAACCAUUUGGGCCAAAAAAUUGCCAAAGAGGACGACUUGAACGCUCACGAACAAGGUUUUGUUGAUAUUCAAGAGGUGGAUCUGUCAGAUAUGAAGAUUCGUCUUUUACCUCCUAGCAAUGAUGUCGGAGUUGUGACUGUGGCAACUCAUAUUGUGGGUUCGUUUGCAGGAACUCCAUUCGACGACACAUUGCGAUUCACACGCAUCUGGCAGCGUGAAGCAAGUUCCAGCAAAUGGAAGAUUAUUGCAGGGCACUCCAGUGUAGACCAGUCAGAAAAUACCAGCUAGCUAGCUACCUUAUAGCGUUUCCAGAAAACUUGGGGCUGUCGCUACAGUAACACAUGAAGUACUCUGAAGAAAUUCAUGGCUUCCAUUUUCUAGAAGAUUUCCUGACCUCCUUCCUGUCAUUCACAAUGCUGGCAAACAAUCAGUGCAUGCCAGUGUUUGCUAAACGGUCACUCUGCUUGCCAGUGUGAGCAGCACCGUUGCCAUUAUCCUGGUACCAAUGCCUUCAUUUCAAGGGGCAAGGACUGGGUAGACAGUUUAACCAAUAGAACCAAGUUGACGAU
This is a messenger RNA of Seminavis robusta, 1011 nucleotides long. The record is from the annotation of a GenBank genome assembly. NCBI's taxonomy places the organism in Eukaryota, Bacillariophyta, Bacillariophyceae, Naviculales, Naviculaceae.